AUGUCCAAUCAAGGAGAAGUGUUCACAGGUGGCGCAUGUACGUCGCAGCAUGUGGAUGCACAUGAUGAUGACCAUUUUCAAAAUACAACCUUCAAGUUGAAGCGGACUCGCUCCCUCGGCUUGUUGGACGAGUUCAUUGACCCAGAUACCCAGGAAAAGCAAAUUGAAAAGAAGAACGAAGAGAAGCGGCAAGGUAAGCAGGAUGCCGAGGCUAUACCCGACUCGAAUGUCGCUUCGACUCAGAAACCUGAACUCGUCUCCAACACCGCUGUGGCUCCCGAUUCUGCUUCCCCUGAGGUUGUCUCCUCACCUUUGGACUCCAAUUCACCAUUCCUCAAGAGUCCAGAUAUAGUCCCACACGACGAUUCCAACUUGGCUCCUGAGCCCUCGCGACACGUAGAUUAUUUAUCACAUCAAUGGGAUGUCUCCGACAUCUCAAAGUCUUGGAGGUAUAUCAUUCUGAGACGUAAAAAUGUUGCCAAUGCCGCGAGACUAGAGAACGCCAGUUGGAGAACUUGGGCACAAAGAAGAUGUAACUUGAAAACCAUCAGUCCCGAAGAAGUCAAUUGGUCUAAAGAGAGUGAUGUCACUUGGCUUUAUGGACCUAUUGUUGACGACGACGAUCAUGACCACGACCACGAAAAUGACCACGAUGACUCAGUAAGCAACAGCCUUCUGGGAUCUCGUUCCUUUAACACUGCAAGCAGUGUUGUUGCCGGCGAUAUCUCCAUCGCCCGCAAAGCUCACAGACCACCAAAACCCAUUUUGAAGAAGAGAACCAUGGAAGAUAUGAUGAUAAGCCACCUGAAUCUCCUUAAAUUAGAAGUCGCUACGGCGAGAGCUGAGCAAGAAAGCCGAAGAAGAGAAGACGCGGCUGCUCAAGCUCGUAGAGAUGCUGCCCAAUCAUCGGAGAAGCCUCCAGAGUACUUUGACUACGACGUUAUCUCUGCUAAGUUGAAUUCGCAGUAUAAAAACUACUCGCAAUCAAACUCAAGGGCAAGCUCCGCAAACAACAGUAGCGUGGACUUAGUGCAAAAGCACCAAACUGCUAUCUCUGCUGAUGCAGUGUCGGCUGCUUUGCUGUCAAUUGCAGCUAAUGCACAAAAGUCCAAUGCUUCUCAGGAGCAAGAGUCCAAACAAACUCCUUUGACUCAAAUAAAUCCCGUUCCUAAGACACGACAUGUCCGUUUUAACGAUGAAGUACAGCAGUGUAUUGCCAUCGAUGAAACCUCCGACUAUGAAGACGGAUAUGAUGAUUAUGACACCUCAGAUUACGACUACGAUGGAAGUGAGAGUUACUUUUAUGAUGACGGUACAGGUGCUGGAAUUGAACGUGAUAAUUAUGAUGGUGAUCUCGACAAUGGGCCAAACGAUGAAGACGAGGAAGAAGAAGAUGACGAGGAAGACGAAGGUGGAUUCUUUCUCAAUGUCCGUUCUUCUUCCAAACCAGAGAAUCCAUUUCCUGGUUUGGCUUCUAAGAAGACUCCAGAUCCUUCCAACAAUGAAAUUGAAGAUGAAGACGACGAUGAAGUAUCGUCAGUUCUGUCAUUAAGAACUAUUCACAUGUUGCCUCCGACAACUCUCAACUACGGUUCUUCGAAUGAGGAGAGUGAUGAUUACACAUCGAGUAUCUCUCAUAAUAUUGAUAAUAGUUCUAGUAGAGGUUACGACUACUACUAUGACUAUAACACAGUCUACGAAGUAAAUCCCAACCACGCUAUUUACGGGUCUAACUCUAGAGAUAGAACGCCUGAUGUGGUUGAUGUUCCAGAAAACAUUUCGUUGGGAUCUAACUUCGACUACGAAAUUAUUGAAAAUGAAGACGUGACAAACUAUGGCACAGGUUUCCCUGAGGUGUACGGCCACGAUCAUCACAAAAUUGAAGUUAGUAGACCAUCUGAACACAAGGGUGAUGUUGCUGCGGAUCGUUCUGAGCGAAUUCCUAUAUCCUGCUUGGACGAUUCCGUGCACAGUAAAUCCACUUCCGGAUCCUUCAGUUGCAAUGCGUUCCACAGCGAGUCAGAAUCAGAGUCAGACAAUGAAGGAGGAUUGUCAAUAAGCGCUCGUAAUUCUAGCCAAUCGUUGGCCCAGCAGGCUUUUGGCCAACCUUUGACGGAAAUCAGCCCCGCCUCCCAGCAUUUUCCAGAUCUGUAUCAAGAGAUUCACGAACCACAACCAAAGCACAUUUCCACUAUCAAUCCGCGAUAUUCUUCUACCUCAUUAUCCAAACAACCACACUCUUCAGGAUCACUUGCCGAUCAAUUUUUUGGAGGCACAAUGACCCUGACGGAGGCCAAGUCAAAUUCGAAUUUGGGCGAUAUGUUCUUGAAUUACAAUAGCCAAAAGGAGACUACUGAAUCAAAAGCAGAGUCUACCAGCAGCCCAUCGCAAUUCAGCUUACAGAAUAGUCAUAACACCCAGAACAUUCACACCAAUGUUCAGAAUCCGCAUGGCUCGUUGAGUGCUUCUGUCGCUCAGAACUCCUACUCCGGCACAGCCUCGCCUCCCAUACAGAGAAAGUCAUCUCCGUUGCCGCCAACAACAACAGCUGCAAACAUUUUCCUGGGCUCGCGAACACCAACGCCUAAGCCUCAACAGCAAAAGUCGCUGUUUAUGUUUGACUCGGAGGAUGACUCUGAGCCUGAAUUUGUAGAGGACAACUCAUUCAACAGCAAUGUGACAGGAGAUGGGACUGCCUCUAGCUACGCCUCCUUGUACAAGGUGGCAGGCAGAACCGGCAUUUCGCGCCCAACGCCAGAUACCGACGAAGCCAAAAAGGGACUGGCAGUCUCCAAUUUCUUGGGAGGCUGGAACAAGAACAGCCACGGGAGCUAG
Australozyma saopauloensis is the source of this 2835-nucleotide messenger RNA. RefSeq names its product protein phosphatase regulator (gene REG1). Lineage: Eukaryota; Fungi; Ascomycota; Pichiomycetes; Serinales; Metschnikowiaceae. The record is from RefSeq and is a predicted model, not a curated record. The transcript has a single exon. Gene Ontology annotation, biological process: protein catabolic process in the vacuole; cellular response to glucose starvation. The coding region runs from base 1 to 2835 and encodes 944 amino acids.